CACAAAAAAAGAGAUUAUAAUAGGGUAGCACAAAUUCCAGCGUCUCCCUUGCUACCCAAAUGCACCAUUACGUCUUUGGAUUCUUGGAUUGUUUUGCUAGCUGAUGUUAGCCGAGAAGGAAAAGGCACAAGUUGUGAAAGCUUCCACUCGUCAAAUAACUACAACAAUCCAGGUAAAAUGAGUGAGCAAUUGAAGUUCAUCGUCGAACAACUCAACAAAGACCCUUUUAAGAAAAACUUUAAUCUCAUCACGUUUGACUCGCUCGAGCCAAUGCAGUUGCUUCAGGUGUUGAAUGAUGUCCUAGCUGAAGUAGACCCAAAGCAAGCGAUUGAUAUUCGCGAGGAAAUGCCCGAACAAACCGCUAAGAGAAUGUGUUCUCUGCUCGGGAUGCUAAAAUACAAACCACCUGGCAACCAGUCUGAUUUAAGCACCUUCAGACAAGGUCUGGUGAUCGGCAGCAAACCUGCGGUGCAUCCCAUUUUGCACUGGUUGCUGCAGAGAGUCCCGGAGUUGAAGAAAAGAGCUUAUUUGGCUCGUUUUCUUGUUAAACUCGAUGUUCCUGCAGAGUUCCUGGCCGACGACGUUAUCAGCGAUACCUAUCAUCAGUAUGAAGAACUGGUGGAGGGAUUUAAGACAAACCAUAAGGAGUGUGAGCAGCUGAGAACGUCGGGCUUCUCCACGGCAGAAAUCAGGAGGGAUAUUACUGCAAUGGAGGAAGAGAAAGGCCCGCUCAUUAAACGUGUGGAGAGGAUGAAAAAGAGGGUGGAGUCAGUGUCCAGCCAUCAACAGAUGCUGGAGCAGGCCAGACUGCUGAGAGUUGAGAAGAAGAGGGAAGAAGAUCUGGCUCACCAGAAGCAAGAACAAAAGAAUCAACUGUUUCAGGCAGAGCAAAGAUUGCAGAGGUUGCAACAGCAGUUGAAGGACAUGCGACAGGCUGCGGCUGAUUCCAGUCCAGAUAGCUUGAUGAAGCGACUCGAAGAGGAGAUCAAGAUCAACUCCUACAUGGUGUCUGAGAAACUACCCAAAGAGUUGGAAGUUCUCAGGCGUACGGUGCAGUAUCUUCAGAGGGUGGCGACAGAACCUGCUUUGGGCCACGGUGAUCUCCUGGAGAUGGGGGACAAGAUUAAAGAAGUUGACUCCCAGAUAAAUCAGCUGAUUGAGAAGAAGAUGAUGAGAAGCGACCCCAGAGAUGACAAGCUAACUCUAUACAGACAGCAGGCCUCCAUCAUCAUCCGUAAAAAGGAAGCAAAAGCAGAAGAGCUGCAGGAAGCGAGGGAGGAGUUAGCUGCAGCGGAACGGCAGCUAAAACAUAAAACUGACCAGGGACGGGCCUCCAAUGGGGAAGAGGUCAUCCGGGGUGAUGAGCUGAAACGUUUGGUGGUGAAACUGCGCAGCAAGGGGACGGUGUACAAGAAAAAACGUCAAGAAAUUGCAGAGCUGAAGGCAGAGUAUGGAGUUCUUCAACGGACGGAAGAAAUUCUUAAGCAGAGACACGAGGCUGUCCAAGAGAAACUGCAAUCUGUGGAGGCUGAGAAGGGUAUCUCCGGCUACAGCAACACUCAGGAGGAACUGGAGAGAGUGUCGGCCAUCAAGAGUGAGCUCGACGAAAAGAAGGGACGCACACUGGACGACAUGUCAGAAAUGGUGAAGCAAUUAAACUCGAUGAUCGUGGAGAAAAAGUCGGCCUUAGCUCCAAUUAUCAAAGAGCUGAGGUCACUGAGGCAGCAGUGUCAGGUGAUAAAUCAGGACUACGAGGAGAAGAAGUCACAGUAUGAAAGUUGUGCUGCUGGUCUGGAGAGCAACAGGUCGAAAUUGGAGCAGGAGGUGAAGGCACUGAGGGAGGAGGCGGCACAGGAGGAGAAUAGAUACCAUUCCAUCAACUGCAAGUCCGAGAUCAUUGAAAUGCAAAUACAGCGAGCGGCUGAGGAGAUGAAGGCUUACGUGUCCUCUGAUGUCCAGGAGAGGAAAAAGGCCAUCAGGGAAGUGUACAUGAAGAACAUUGCAGAGCAGGAAUUACUCGGCAAGAAGUUGCGUGAGAAGCAGAAACUGGUAAGGGAGAACCACAGCAUGAACAUGGAGCAAAUGAAGAUGUGGAGAGACUUGGAGCAGCUGAUGGAGUGCAAGAGGCAAUGCUUCAUAAGAGCACAGAAUGAGGCGUCUGUUGGUCAAGUCAUCCAGGAAGGAGGAGAAGAUAGACUGGUGCUAUGAGUUACUUCAUACUGGACAGCUUCAUCUCUCUGUGAGCAACCGUACUUUAUUACACAUUCUUUGUUGCUUUGCUUUGGAUGCGAUCUGAUGACACUUUCUUGGUUGGUUGUGCAUUUCCAGAAAAGAAUUUAAAGAAAUACAAAUGCAUAUUUCUGUCUUUUUCUUCUAGAACAGGGGUCUCAAACACGUGGCCCACGGGCCAAAUGUGGCCCGCAGGACACUAGUUUGAGGCCCCCUUGAUAUGAAGGUUUAAUGUUAGUGCGGCCCGCGCAAGUUUGAUAUGGAUGCUGUAUGGUAUCAUGUACCCAGAAAAAAUUAUUACGUUUGAUUCAUGUUCGUGUUAAAGGUUAAAUAACUGUUAAUAGUUAUCCUCCCUAUCCGUGUGGAAGUGGUAAGUUUUUGGCUGUUUAAGUUUGAAGGAAAUAACUUGAAGGCUACCGUUUAGGUCGCUAGCUCUCUAGUUUGCGAGUUAGCAUGUGUCUCAAGACCCUGCAGUUGCGCAAUAUGUUGUAAAUAAAAAGAGUAUAAAUGUGACUAUAGUCGUGUUU
This is a messenger RNA of Doryrhamphus excisus (bluestripe pipefish), 2756 nucleotides long. It is a transcript of the gene ift81, whose product is annotated as intraflagellar transport 81 homolog. The record is from RefSeq and is a predicted model, not a curated record. Lineage: Eukaryota; Metazoa; Chordata; Actinopteri; Syngnathiformes; Syngnathidae. Gene Ontology annotation, molecular function: tubulin binding. Gene Ontology annotation, biological process: intraciliary transport; cilium assembly. Gene Ontology annotation, cellular component: ciliary basal body; intraciliary transport particle B.